Molecule: messenger RNA, 2734 nt
Organism: Linum trigynum
Lineage: Eukaryota; Viridiplantae; Streptophyta; Magnoliopsida; Malpighiales; Linaceae
Source: the annotation of a GenBank genome assembly
UGUAAGUGAUAAAGAAUGGAUGGAAAGCGACCAACGCAAGGGCAAUGAUGGUGGACCACAUUAGAUUAUUUGCAGAGCAAAGAAGGGGUGGACAGCGGCAACCGCUCGCAUUUACUAGGCGGCUAGGGAAGAACCAAAGCAAGGGCAAUGGUGGUAGAUCACAUUACGGAGUAAAGAGGAACAUUCAAGGGCAAACAGGGCGGUCUCCAUAAUUGAGUAUCGAGACACUAACUGGAAAAUCUUCGCCUCUUGGGCGGCCAAGGGCAAGAUAUAGGUAGCGGUUACGGGGAGGACCGCUCAACUAUCAUUGGCAAAGUAGGAAGCCGCCAAAACCCGUAGCUUUUCAAGACUAAAGGGCAAUUGUUGAGCCCAUAGUUGAGUUGGUGUUGGGCUUAGGGCCCAAAAGGAGCCAGCCAGGCAAGGCCCGAAGGAAGGACCCAGGCGAGGCCCAGCGGAAGGUCCAAUGAAGGAGCGGGUAUAGGGAAAAGAGAAUGGUAGGCGUCCACUCUAGGAUGGGACAAGGAGUAGGCCGUCUGACAUAAAGUACUGUUGGUGGCAGGAAGAGAAGAUCUUCCUAGGAUACUCACCUCGAACACUGCAAGACUGAGCAUUAAUUGCCCGUCGUAGGCAGUCUAGAUAAAGUAGGGUGUCUAGGGCGUCUGACAUGAUAUUUAAUGCCCCAAACCCAACCUAACUCACUAUAAAUACCUUCAUGUCCGCAUUGAUGGUAACUCAACUACUUCCUCUCUCUUAACAUAACAUAAAUUCUCUCUUCUCUCUCUAACUUAAGCAUUGGAGAGUGUCCUCGGUGACCGCCCACGGACCCUUGUUUUGCAGGGAUCUGGAGUACACCCACCCUCUGGAACAAGCGCCUUGCUCGUUCUUCAUAAACUGCCUAGGACAUUCUAGGCUUAAACAGUUAGCACGAAUAAGUUUCUAGUAUUUUUUUUUUUUUGUCCAAUUUGUCUCAUCCUUGAAUUGUAGUACUAAUCACAUCAUUAUCAAUCAAGAUUAUGCUAUCUUUAGAAUAAAUUGCAUAUUAAGUUAGGAAUAUACACAUGACUACAUACAAUACACUUAUUAUUAUUAUAAGAAAACCAUUCAAUCUUUCGUUGCACAGUUUUGAGGUGAUAGCACAAGCGGUAGCAAAAGAGAAAGCAAAGCCAUGACUGAUGACCGAUGAGAGCACGCAUAGCUAGGCGCUGGUGAAGAGAAAAGUUAUUUCGAUGCAAGACGCCGGACUCCUUUUAGUACAAAGCUCAGAAGAAAAAAGUAAAGAAAGAAGAUAAAUUUCUGAUGAAGAAAUUGCUGAUUCCUUGAACAGUGGCAGACAGCAGGAAGAGAAUCUAGCUAGUGACUGUAUCAUUAAACACCCACAGCAAAGCACAGUCAGAAUCCCUCGUACGUCAUUACCUCCCUUCAUCAUUACAGUUUCAGUUUUGGACAGAUAAUAAUAAUCGCCAACCCAUUCGUCAGCUUAAGAAAUCCCCAAAACCUAAAUAGGGAAAGCAAAGAAAAAGCUCAGAAAACAGAGGAGAAGAGAGAAGAGGCAGAGAAAGAGAGAGUAAAAGCUUCGGAAUAGGAAGGAAGGUUCGCUCAAAAAUGAUGAUGGUGAGGAACAAGGUCUUCCCUCUGCUUGUCUACUUGCAAUGUGUCUUCUUUCUCGGGGAUUUCCACCUGGCCACGACGGUGGAGACAGCGGAGAGGGUGGAGGCGGUGAACCCAGUGACGACGGCGCAGUACUCACCGCCGGAAGGAAACACGACGUUUCUCGACGGGACGACAUGGUGCGUGGCGUCAGCAGGGGCAUCGCAAAUCGAUCUGCAGAACGCGCUGGACUGGGCUUGCGGGCUGGGAAUGGCGGAAUGCAAGGAGAUUCAGAAAGAAGGACCUUGCUUUGAGCCUAACAAUCUUCUCUCCCACGCAUCCUUCGCAUUCAACAGCUAUUACCAGCAGAAUGGCAACUCCGACAUCGCCUGCAACUUCGGCGGCACCGCCUCCCUCACCAAACACGACCCAAGUUAUGGGAAAUGCUCGUAUGCUUCAGCUGGGUCUGUUGGUUCUGGAGCGAAUGCUCUGUUGAGACGAGAACUGGGUAUAUGGUGGAAGUUUGCUGGGAUUGUGCUGCUUCUGUACUGGGGAAGCUGACCGUGAGUUGGUUUUGGAGCUAAGUUAUUGGAGUUUAUCGAAGGAGAAGGAUUAGGAACUCAGGAUGUUAUUAGAUUAAUCUGUGUCUCUUGUUUCACAGCCCUGUCUGAAUGUUUUCUGUAAAGUGAACUGGGGUGGCCAAAAGGAAUGAUUCCUAUCUUGGAGUCCAGGUUAGGAUUUGGAAUGUGUAAUCUUCUGUUUGAGAGACCAAAUCCACAAGUCGUUUUGUCUCUCCACGAGUUAACAUAUCAUACUCUAGAAAAAAGCAAAAUGUCCACCUCUGCGGUGGGACUAUUUAUUUGCUUCGCAAUUCAUUUGCCACAUAAUUACUUUUUUAUUUAUUCAUCACUAACUCUAUGAAUCAUUUCACCAUUAGUCACAGGCUGUUACACUCCGUUAAAUUUGUUAUACGUGACAGUCAACUAUAAAGUUUGACCGUUAACUACAUGAAGUAAAAAUUAAAAAAAAUUUAAAAAUAAAUUUAUUUGUCUAGCUCAUGAUUCCACUUACUUUGUGUAUAUGAUUUAUCAUAUUACUUAUUUAAUAAAAAUUAAUUAAAUUAUAAAAAUAAAUAAUAUGAUAAUGC